This is a messenger RNA of Dibothriocephalus latus, 657 nucleotides long. NCBI's taxonomy places the organism in Eukaryota, Metazoa, Platyhelminthes, Cestoda, Diphyllobothriidea, Diphyllobothriidae. The record is from the annotation of a GenBank genome assembly.
CCACCAUGGCUGGAUGCUCAGAUCCCCAAUGCAAAUGGCGCCGACUACAUGGCUCUUAACGAUGGUACCAAUGGCGUGAACGAGGACGUCGAGAACAUGCCGGACGGCACGAUGGGUGACUUCGAGGGUUGCGAGAUGGACCAAGUGGAGCUAGUUAGUCAGCCGCGUCAAGUGGCGCGCUUAGAGAUAGGAUAUGCACGCUCUGCCAAACUAAUAAACAUGCGGCAUCUGAAGAAUGUUAUGUGGAGUAUGAUUGACGCGGCCCUACCCGAUCCUGAGUCCUGUCCUGAAGGUUCCCAACUCCCCCUAAAGGCAUCGAAACUAGACCAGUCUGCGGCCGUGGACGGUAUAGAUGUGGUCACAGCUGCCUCCCCGCUUUGCGACUUUGGCCAAAUCCUAACUGCCCUGCCCGGAAAAGUAUCCAGAAACACGGCCGAGGAACUUAGUGUUGCUAUUUCUCUCAACUGUCUUCUCCAUCUGGCUAAUGAGAAGGAUCUGAUGUUUGAGCCCAUAGAGGACUUCAGUAAUCUGGCUAUAUAUCGAGGCCUGAUUGAUUCUGAAGUGGAACUCCUCAAAGAGUACGAGAAAGCAGCCCGAUCCGAACGGCGACGGGACAAGCAGCUAUCCCUUGACGCGUGGCUGGAAGCGGAUGAUUAG